Gekko japonicus is the source of this 610-nucleotide messenger RNA. It is a transcript of the gene SNX22, whose product is annotated as sorting nexin 22. Bases 20 to 610 code for a protein of 196 amino acids. Gene Ontology annotation, molecular function: phosphatidylinositol phosphate binding. The record is from RefSeq and is a predicted model, not a curated record. The transcript has 7 exons. NCBI's taxonomy places the organism in Eukaryota, Metazoa, Chordata, Lepidosauria, Squamata, Gekkonidae.
GCAGCCGGGCGUCGGGGCGAUGAAGCUGGAGGUGGCCGUCCCCUCGGUGGGGCUGCGGGCCGCCGACCUGGACAGGAGCCCGGACAAGGCGCACACGGUGUUCAAGGUGGAUGUCUUCUGCAACGGGCGGAAGCACACCCUGGAGAAGCGCUACAGUGAAUUCCACGCCCUUCAUAAGCGGAUCAAGAAGCGAUGCAAAGUCCCCGACUUCCCUCCCAAGCGCUUGCCCAACUGGAUGGCGAAGGUGAUGGAGCAGCGGCGCCAGGGCCUGGAGGCCUACCUGCAGGGGAUCGUGUUGUCACACAGAGAGCUGCCCAGAGAGCUGCUGGACUUCCUGAAACUCUGGCACUUCCAACAGGACUCCGAGGCCGGCUCCCUGGGAGACUUGGCCAUGCAAGAUCUCAGCCCUCGUUUCCUGCUCUCCCAUCGGCCAGUCCUCAGCUACCGCAGGGAUCCCUACAUUUUCCCCUCUUCCAAAGAUGUGCUUCCCGACGUGAUUCUGAGCGGAGUGCUGCAGGGCCUCUAUGCCCCCGAGACGGGCUUCAGCCUGGAUGCCAGGUUCACGGCAAGACCCAGCCUGGAGCUGCCAAGGGCCCUGCCGUCCCCUUGA